AUGAACGACAGAGACCGCUCUACCAUGGCUGUCAGCCACCCCGACCCACUGGAGCUCACCGAGGAUCAACUACUCGACCUCACCCACCAAGCGCAGCAACGAUGCCCUACUGACGCGGCGGAUUUUGCUCACCUGGAUGAAGACCCCUUCGCCGAAGUCCGGGCGUAUGCUUACGCCACGGGCACCUCGUGCAAAGGGUUCUUGGGGGAGACAAACCAAGAGAUCAAAACUCUGAGCACGUACACCGAAGCCAUGAACUCACCACAACGCGAGCAGUGGAAGAGCGCUAUCGACACCGAGAUGGGUAAUCUCGCCAAGCACAAAGUCUUUAAGAAAGUACGCAUCAGCCUGGUACCGAAGGAUGAGGACAUCUUCGACACACGCUUCGUGUUCAAGAUCAAGGCCGACAGCCGCUUCAAGGCCCGCUUAGAAGCGGGGGGACACCGCCAACGGGCAGGACGACACUACGGAAGGAACUACGCUCCGGUAACCCGAUUGGGUAGCAUCCGCAUGCUAUUCGCCAUCGCUUGCGAACACGGAUGGGAGGUGUACCAAUUGGACGUGGUAGCUGCAUUCCUGAACGCGUACACCGACAGAGACGUCUACGUCAGGCCGGCGCCAGGCGACGAGGAGAGGGACCCUACGACAGGUGAAAUGAUGGUCUACAAACUGGAGAAAAGUCUGUACGGCCUGUCACAGUCCCCGUCACUGUGGAACGACGCCAUCAAUGACAGACUCAUCAUCUUCGGCUGGCAGCGCACUCACUCUGACCCCUGUGUCUACAUCUUCGAAAAGAAGGAACUCAUGGACAGCUUCGAAAUGACAGGCAUGGGAGAGGUCAAGCGCGUAAUCGGCAUCGAAGUGCAGCGGGACUACGAACAUGGCACACUAGCCAAAUCGCAAGGACCCUACGCGAGAGAAAUCCUACAGCGAUACGUAAUGGAACAGGCAAACCCGGUCAGCACCCCCGGGUAUGGAGCAGAAGUAUCAACCGAGCAGCCACAAGACCAACU
Messenger RNA from Ectocarpus sp. CCAP 1310/34, 1013 nucleotides. The record is from the annotation of a GenBank genome assembly. Lineage: Eukaryota; Phaeophyceae; Ectocarpales; Ectocarpaceae.